This is a messenger RNA of Patella vulgata (common limpet), 3587 nucleotides long. RefSeq names its product transcriptional protein SWT1. NCBI's taxonomy places the organism in Eukaryota, Metazoa, Mollusca, Gastropoda, Patellidae. The transcript has 22 exons. The record is from RefSeq and is a predicted model, not a curated record. Gene Ontology annotation, molecular function: protein binding. The coding region runs from base 82 to 3486 and encodes 1134 amino acids. Gene Ontology annotation, cellular component: nucleus.
GUAAAUAAUGGCGACAGUCGCGGGAACGAAUUGAAGAGCAACGUGUUAUAAAAUCGGAUAUCAGGAUGUUGAAUAAUUAAGAUGAAUAAACGAGAGUCUGAAGGAGGACCACCACCAAAACUAUGUCUUCCAUUUGGAUGGAAAGUCAUUACAUCUAAAACAUACCCUGACAGAGUCUACUAUUUUAAUACAAGAACGAAUGUAUCUGCAUGGGAUCAGCCAACACUUGUUACAGAGAAAGAAUAUCUAGCGUCAAUACCGCCAGACGAACGGUCAGCAAAAAGGGCGGCGGCUCAGAAACAAGUACAGAAGGAACGAGGAAAACCCCAGAUACAGACACCUGCAUUGCGUGACAGACACAAUCCACUAGGCUCACCUGUACAUGCAAACCAAAAUCAGUACACGGCUAAAACACCCACAAAAUCUGGUAAGGAUUUUAUUAGACCCGAUCAAAGUACUGGUAGUUCUGGAUUUAUCGACGAUUCAGUAUUUUCUCCAGAUUCUGACCACCAAUUUCACAGUGACAACGAAAAUGAUUUGGAACUUCGACCUGAGCUCAGUGAUCUUCAGAAACAGAUUUUGGAAAAUGAGGAGAUUGAAACACAAUUGGAAAACAAAAAACAAAAUGUAGUUGUGUCUCGGGCGGAUAAAUAUAAGGAAGACACUUCACCCAUGACAUUCUCCGUGUCUGAUAGUCUGCGAACCUUAAAAGGAAGUGCCAGUAUAUCCCACAAAUCAAAAAGCAGAAAAAUGAAUCCAGAAAAACCCAAGACAAUGACAUUCUCUCUAGCAGAUAAUUUGAAAAUGAUUCGUGCUGAAAAUCAAGAAGAAGAAGCAAAUGAAUACUCUGAUCGUGAACCUAUGACGUUUUCUUUAGCCGAUAAUUUAAAGACGCUCAGAGAAAUGGAAACUAGAAGUAAGAAAUCCUCAAAAAAACUCGAAAUUAAAAACGAACAUAAAAACACUUCGGAAAAAUCAGCAAUGACAUUUUCUCUUGCUAGUAUUCUGAAAAAUAUUCGGGAAAAUGAUGAAUCAGCUGAAGCCAUUCCUAAUCAAAAUGAUACCCCGUCCAAAGAACAACCCAUUCGAUCAUGUGCGAAGACUUCCAGAAUUGUGGUAACGUGUACUGUGCCACGUUCAGAUCCUUCCAACUCUCUUCCGCAGUCUUUUGGUAAAAAAGAUAGACCAUUUUCUAGUCGCUAUAAUAACAAACAAAAACCCAAAUAUCAGAAAAAAAACUUGACAACUACUGACCAUAAGUCAAAUAGUUCUACGUUUGAACUUUUCACUCGAAAAAGACGAUUUGAAAAUCUUACUAAUGAUGGUGCUGAAAUAAAGUUAAAAAUAUCCAGGGACGAAACUAGUGAUAGAAAAAUCGUCUGUGCUGACGAAAAACCAGGGUUGGCCACGAACGAUUUACGAUUUAAAUUGAAACAAAAACAAGGAAUGUAUUCUGUGGCAAAAGACGAAGAUCAAGUGGAAGAAACUGUUGAAUUACCAGCUCCGAAAAAACAUGAGAUUCAGUCGUGGAUAAAUAGUAUAGCAGAAGCAGAUCCAGUGCCGAGUGUGUGUGAUUUUCCGCAAAGUCCCAUCUCCAAAACAUCGAGUAAGUCUGACGGUUCUAGUGUUUCGAGUAAAGAUAGAAGGGUAGUUUUAUCAACUGAGUGUAAUAACAACAAUGUACCGUACGACAGUGGUUACUCAACCAGUACUGGCUUAACUAUUGGUGCUGCAGUGGCAUUAUCACACACUAAAGACACGGAAGUAAAUGAUGGAGAAGAAGAAGGAAUGGAAAUUGAUGAUGAUGAUGAUGAUAUCAAUGAAGAUGAGGUUGAGAUGAUGAUUGUAGACUUACAAGAAGUGCGUGAAGAAAUAAGAUCAUUUCCAGAUCAGUUAGAUGAAGCUAUAAAUGAUGAUAUUAUGCCAAUUAAAGAUUUUAAAAAUAAGAAUUUAUAUCUGAUAAUAGACACCAAUAUACUGGUACAAAGUUUAAAAUUCCUACAGAAUAUUCUAGAAACAGUCAUAGAAGGAUUUGGUCUACCAUAUAUAGUAAUACCAUGGAUUGUGAUGCAAGAAUUAGAUUAUAUAAAAGAUGGUAAAUCACGACACAAUGUAAAUCAGUUUACUAAGGAUAAAGCAUUUAAAGCUGUAAAAUUUCUGUUUUCCUGUCUACAAUCUGGUCAUCCCAGGGUCAGAGGUCAAACACCAGCUGAUUCCCAGCAGAUAGUAGAAGGUUUACCUAUAGAUUGUAAUGAUGAUAGAGUAUUACAGUGUUAUCUUAGACAUCAUAUCAAAUAUCCUAAUGCUUGUAUUGUACUAUUAACAGAUGAUAUAAAUCUAUGUAAUAAAGCCAGUAUUAAUCAUAUGCAAGCCUUUACUAAAAACACAGUAUUCAGUGGUUUAAAAAAUCUAGUAAAACAUCAUGGCAUUUCAUCGUACAGAAAACAUAUAUCUCAAGCGUGUAUGUUGCAGCCUUCUCCAUCUCCUUCCCAGUCAUCCUAUAGUACAAUUAUACCAGAACAUCCAGUCAUCACUACACCUGGUGGGAUCUCGUCAUUUAAACAAGAACAUCCAGCCAUCACUACACCUGGCGGGAUCUCGCAGUUUGAUAAAAGAAAAUUGGUUGAUGAGAUUUUAUGUCAAGUAAAAGAAGAAAUAAAAACCGGACUAAGUGUGGUGCUCGAGACAGAAAUGAAAGAUGCUUUCAAUAAUAUUUGGAAGUCUGUUGUAUAUCGCAAACCACCGUGGUCAGCUCUAGAUAUCAUGGAAUGUUUUCAAAAACAUUGGAUGGCCGUAUUUGGAAUGAUAUUACCAAGGAAGAAAGAAUAUCUAGUUAAUGAUAUAGUUGAUAAAGUAAAAAAUCCAGAUAUGAGUGUAGAAGAUGUGAAAAAUUUAAUAGAGAUGGUAACUGCAUUUAUGACAGUUUGUGAAACCAGACAAUCAUAUAAUGGUAUUUUAAGAACGUGUAAAAGAAACUUAGAUGACCUUCUGUCUAAAUGUACUCCAGUUAAACAAUCAAAAUCAAUCAGAUUUCAUUCCCCACCAAGUUCUUCUUUAGCUGUUGAUGAUUUAUCAGAGAUUGAGUCAAUGACUGAUGAAGAAGAUCUAUUAACUAGUCUUCAAGAUAGAUUUCAGCUGAUCUGGUCUACUAUCAAUGACUUCUGCAACCAUUUACCUCAACUGGAUGAUCCUGCCUUUAAUUUAUCCCUGAUUAUACCAGUAAUAACUGAGUUAAAACAACUGUUUUCAUCCUGCCUAACUAUAUCACCACAAGAUGUUCACCUGAAUAGGGGAAAGUUUGAAAGUUUUACCCACUGUUUGAACGCCUUCUUCUCUAGAAUAAAUUUAAAGUCCCCAAGGCCAUUAACUACUCAGACUGUUGUGUGCUAUUUUACCAAUCCAAGUAAGAGGGAAAUUCUAGAAGGUGGAUUACUACAAUUAGACAGAAUGAUUCUAAAUAUUCACAACUAUGUACAGACAUUAUGAUAAAUCAUAUUAUGUACAUACAUUAUGAUAAAUCAUAUUUGUCUUUCUUUAUGUGGUCUUUCAAUUCCAUUGUUGCCAAGAUUAUCCAGAGGAGCCUUAUA